AUGCUGAUCUUUGUCGCCAUUUUUGGCUUUCACCGUCUACAAACUCCUUCCAAUCUAUUACUUGCGACUUUAGCAUUGUCAGAUGCAUUUGUCGGGCUGACGGUCCAACCAGGUUAUAUUACCUACCGGCUUAUGGAAAAUCAGCACCGUUCAGUUCCUUGUUUUGCAAGACAUAUCUACAGUUCUGCAUUCUACGUAUGUUUUGGUGUUUCUUUCAUGACUCUAACUGCUGUGAGCUAUGAGCGCUUUGUGGCUGUUCGCCUACGUGUAAGGUACAACGCGAUGUUCUCAACGAAACGAGUUCUAAAAUAUGCUUUGGGGAUAUGGACGGUAAAUAUAUUCUUGACUGCUAUGGAAUGGGCUAAAAUAGAUAAAGCUAUGAGAGGUAUUCAUCUAACUCUUUGGUUUCUUUGUCUCCUUUUCUCAACUGCGACCCAAAUUGUCGUUUUCUAUAGCUAUACGAAGACACCAUCGACGAGUCAAAAACCAACUUCAAGUGGAUAA
This is a messenger RNA of Pocillopora meandrina, 504 nucleotides long. The record is from the annotation of a GenBank genome assembly. NCBI's taxonomy places the organism in Eukaryota, Metazoa, Cnidaria, Anthozoa, Scleractinia, Pocilloporidae.